CCUGAAUCUUCAGAAAGCAUAAACUACCUUUAGAUCUGAUCUCCACCCUCCACCCUUCCCACUCCGACCUGCUGAGCAGCAGAGAUGCCGAUCUUCUGGACAAUAGCGCUUCUCCUGCUGGGAGCAGCCCAAGGAAAAGAAGUUUGUUACAAUGGCCUUGGGUGCUUUGCUGACAAUGAGCCCUGGGCCGGGACUGCCAUCAGACCCCUGAGAAUUCUCCCCUGGAGCCCUGAGAAGAUCAACACCCGUUUCCUGCUCUACACUAAUGAAAACCCAGAUGCCUUCCAGAUUCUCCAGCUCUCGGAUCCAUCAACCAUUGAGGCCUCCAAUUUUCAAGCGGACAGGAAGACCCGGUUCAUUAUCCACGGCUUCAUAGACAAGGGAGAGGAGAGCUGGGUGGGAGACAUGUGCAAGAACAUGUUCAAGGUGGAGGAGGUGAACUGUAUCAGCGUGGACUGGAAGAAGGGCUCCCAGACCACGUACACACAGGCCACCAGCAAUGUGCGUGUGGUGGGCGCCCAGGUGGCCCAGAUGCUGGACAUACUGGCGACAAACUAUAGCUACUCACCUUCCAACGCCCAUCUCAUCGGCCAUAGCCUGGGAGCCCACGUGGCUGGAGAGGCAGGAAGCAGGACUCCAGGCCUGGGCAGAAUCACCGGACUGGAUCCUGUAGAAGCAAGCUUCGAGGGCACCCCUGAAGAGGUGCGGCUGGAUCCCUCAGAUGCUGACUUUGUCGAUGUGAUCCACACAGACGCAGCUCCCUUGAUUCCGUUCUUGGGUUUUGGAACAAACCAAAUGGUGGGUCAUCUUGACUUCUUCCCCAAUGGAGGAGAGAGCAUGCCAGGUUGCAAGAAGAAUGUCCUAUCACAGAUUGUUGACCUGGAUGGCAUCUGGUCAGGAACCCGGGACUUUGCGGCAUGCAACCACCUACGGAGCUACAAGUACUACUCAGAGAGCAUCCUCAACCCUGACGGGUUCACUGCGUACCCCUGCACUUCGUACAGGGCCUUUGAGUCUAACAAGUGCUUCCCCUGUCCAGAUGAAGGGUGCCCGCAGAUGGGCCACUAUGCUGACAAGUUUGCUGGUAAGACAAGUGAGGAGCAGCGGAAAUUCUUUUUGAACACAGGGGAUGCCCGGAAUUUUGCACGCUGGAGAUACGGGGUGUCCGUCACGCUGUCUGGAAGAACAGCCACUGGUCAGGUCAAAGUGGCUUUGUUUGGAAGUAAGGGCAAUACUCACCAGUAUGAUGUCUUCAGGGGGAUUAUAAAGCCUGGCUCUACCCACUCCAGUGAGUUUGAUGCAAAGCUUGAUGUGGGAACAAUUGAAAAAGUCAAGUUUCUUUGGAAUAAUCACGUGGUAAACCCAACCUUCCCCAAAGUGGGUGCAGCCAAGAUCACCGUGCAAAAGGGAGAGGAGCGGACAGUGUACAGCUUCUGUAGCGAAGACACCGUGAGAGAAGACACCCUGCUCACUCUCACACCCUGUGAAACUCCAAGUGAACUGUGAUUCCUUG
Molecule: messenger RNA, 1513 nt
Organism: Jaculus jaculus (lesser Egyptian jerboa)
Lineage: Eukaryota; Metazoa; Chordata; Mammalia; Rodentia; Dipodidae
Product: inactive pancreatic lipase-related protein 1
Exons: 13
Coding region: 85-1506 (473 amino acids)
Biological process (GO): lipid metabolic process
Molecular function (GO): triacylglycerol lipase activity; protein binding
Source: RefSeq, a predicted model, not a curated record